This is a messenger RNA of Nicotiana attenuata, 1927 nucleotides long. Its product is annotated as probable mitochondrial adenine nucleotide transporter BTL1. The transcript has 5 exons. Lineage: Eukaryota; Viridiplantae; Streptophyta; Magnoliopsida; Solanales; Solanaceae. Gene Ontology annotation, biological process: transmembrane transport. The record is from RefSeq and is a predicted model, not a curated record. The coding region runs from base 290 to 1381 and encodes 363 amino acids.
UAAUAUCCCAAUGUCGCCAAACCAAGUGCCUCGUGGAGGGAGAAACGUAAUUCCAGUCGAAAGAAAAAUCUCCCUCUCCGUAGUCCGUCCCGUCGGCCAAAUGCUAAAAAAACAUUGGUCCCAUUCCCAGUCUCAACAAACACGUCUAUCCUCUUUUGUCUUGUUUUUCUCCGAAUGAGAUACAUAUGCUUGAAUUCAGGAAUAGUAUGCCAAAUGCGGCGCAAGUCACAGCUCGAACAAUCCCCACCUGCUAAUAUUUAAGCGUUUCCCGUUUGGAGUUGACAGAAAUAUGGCUGUGGAAUCCCAAUCGCAGAAGAAGAGUUACUGUCUCGUCGGAGAUGUAUAUCGUGGUGUCAUGACUGUACCCAAGGAGUUGGACCUUUCUCCUACCAAGGAUCUCAUGCACCACCAAAUUAACCUUCAACUCAAGUUCCCUGACGUUGGUCGAGCCUUUACCAAUUUUACCAGGACUAGAGAAGUCGGUGAAUUUCUCAGUGGUGCUUUGGCUGGGGCGAUGACCAAGGCCGUUCUAGCUCCUCUUGAAACCAUCAGGACAAGAAUGGUAGUCGGUGUUGGGUCCAAAAACAUCGGUACAAGUUUUAUUCAGGUUAUUGAGCAGCAGGGUUGGAAAGGGCUGUGGGCUGGUAACACAAUUAACAUGUUACGGAUAAUUCCUACACAGGCAAUUGAACUUGCUACAUUUGAGUGUGUCAAGCGAGCAAUGAAUUCGGCACAAGAGAAAUGGAUCAAUACUGGCAACCCCAAGCUACAGAUUGGUAAUGCUAGCAUGAGCUUUUCUCUCUCAUGGCUGUCGCCAGUUGCUGUUGCUGGUGCUGCUGCUGGAGUUGCAGGCACACUUGCAUGUCAUCCGCUUGAAGUGCUGAAGGAUCGGCUGACUGUGAAUCCUGAGGUCUACCCCAGUCUACGCAUUGCAGUUCACAAAAUUUACAAGGAGGGUGGAAUUGGAGGCUUGUAUGCUGGACUUGGGCCAACAAUAAUUGGCAUGCUCCCGUAUAGCACUUGUUACUAUUUCAUGUACGAGACAAUAAAGAAAUCAUAUUGCCAAGCACAGAAGAAAAAAGCUCUAAGCCGUGCAGAGAUGCUUCUUAUUGGAGCUUUCUCGGGUUUAACAGCUAGCACUAUCAGUUACCCAUUGGAGGUGGCAAGAAAGCGGCUAAUGGUGGGUGCUUUGCAUGGUAAAUGUCCACCUCACAUGGUCGCAGCACUUUCAGAAGUCGUUAGGGAUGGGGGUUUGUUAGGCCUUUAUAGAGGCUGGGGUGCGAGUUGCCUAAAAGUAAUGCCAUCAUCAGGCAUUACUUGGAUGUUCUACGAAGCUUGGAAAGAUAUAUUGCUUGCUGAUAGACGUCAUGUGUUACAGUAGUAGCACAAGAAAUGAAAUCGUAUUUCCACCGUCCCAUGCGUACAAUGAUUUGACUACCGUAACGUACUCAAGCUGGAAGCUGGCGAUGGUAAGAUGGGUUAACCGUGGUGUCUGUCAUGCAUCCAGAAUUUUUCUUUCCCAUCUUCCUGAAAUUUCUUUAACAUUACUGUAAACGACAGAACAUGCAUUUAUGAUUACUGCAAGAAUUACAAGCUUUUGCCUUUGUAAUUUCUUCGAGUACUUGUUUCUCAAGGGUCAGUGUUGUGGUACUACUUGGUUUGAGAAGCAAGGGCAGUCAAGUUUGGAGAAGCAAAUGGGCCAAAUUGUUUUAUUUUCCUACAUGUUGAUCUGGGGACAACGGGGGCUUCUGAUUUUGGUGUACUCGGUUGAUGCUCUGUAGUGUCAUGUUUUUCUAUUUUUCUUUAUGUUUAUUUGGUUGAUGCUCUAUACGGCACGCAUAAGUUGUGUAAUGGUGCAGAGUACUUAGUAGCAACUAAUAAAUUAAUGAGACUGGAACAUCACAUUACGAUGCUUUUCUUCUUGAAA